This is a messenger RNA of Momordica charantia (bitter melon), 1461 nucleotides long. Its product is annotated as zein-binding protein (Protein of unknown function, DUF593). The record is from RefSeq and is a predicted model, not a curated record. Lineage: Eukaryota; Viridiplantae; Streptophyta; Magnoliopsida; Cucurbitales; Cucurbitaceae.
AUAGUUGAGAGAUAUUCCCAAACCAAAUGGGCAAAUCCCACCUCGCGUGUAUCGCCUUCACUGUCGCGAUCGUACGACAUUAUCCCAUUUGCAUGCGAUUGCAGAAUUUGGAGCCGAUAUGAUUCCCUCUUUUUCUUCCACGUUAUCCAAUUUUCCUCGAAUCGGCCCCACUCGCCUUCUUCUUCUUCUUCUUCUUCCUUCCCCCGGAGGUAAGGGUCACUGAACUUGUACUCCAUCCACCCACCGAUUCAGUGGAGCUUUGCUAUCACUAAUUCUGUCGCAUUUCGCCUUCGCAUUGCCCUUUCUAUUGCUAUUUGGAUGCUCUGCACCUUUUUUCUUGAUUCGCUUUGAAACCCUGAAUUAGUUUUUGUCGCGUAUACGGAUGUUCAUUUCUUUUUGUUGUGUUCUUGGAGUUUCUUGAAGGGUUUUUUUGGGUUUGGUGAUGGAUAUCGCCUCACGUUUGAAUAAGUUUUUGAAACAGAGUAGUAGUGAGUUUAAAAGCUGGGUUUUGGUGUUCGGGUGUUUCCCGCGAGUUUUUGUCAUUUUGGGGCUUUUUCUGCUGUUUUGGAUGGCUUUGAAGGUUCUGCAAUUCAGUUGGCAUGGUGGGGAUUUUAUGCAAUUUCUAUGUGAUUUUAGGGAGAAAUCUGCUAAUUAUGUGAGGACUGGAUUUUGGUUGAAAACCAGUGUUGUUGAGGUGUGUAAUUCAAAAACUAUGCAAACUUGUGGAAGUAGACGACGGAAUUGGUUGAAGAUCAGGAGUGGAUUUUUGUUCAAUAAAUUUAAUUUAGUUGCAAACUCCAAAUGGGGAGUGGAUGCUGAUGGUGAUGUUAAGAGUGAAGAGAAGGAUAAUGUAGUUGUAGAAGAUGAUAUCCAGAAUGAAGAGAAAGAAAAUGAUUCUGAAGAUGCUGAAUUUGAUGUUAUCAGAUUAAGAAAAUUGGUGAAGAUUGAAAGGAAGUACAAGAAGGAGGCUCUUGAAGAGCUUGAGAAGGAAAGAAUGGCAGCUGCAACUUCAGCUGAAGAGGCAAUGGCUAUGAUAUUUCGUCUUCAACAUGAGAAGAGUGCAAUCGAAAUUCAAGCCAAGCAUUUCAGUCGAAUGAUGGAGCAAAGGCAGCAAUAUGAUCAAGAUGUUAUUGAAUGUUUGCAAAGGAUUAUCAUGGAAUAUGAGUUAGAGAGAAGCUUGAGCGAACAACCAUGCUCCUGCAGUUCAGAACGGAAGCAACAACGAACAGGAUUCGGUGACGGUAUGAGCCUCUUCCAAUACGACACAGAAUUCAUCCCAGAAGAUGAUGUACAGAUGAACACCAUUGACAUGGAUCUCAAGGAAAUGUAAGUCCAUGAAUACAACUUUUGUAUAUAGUAUUAUUAACAUAGAUUUUCCAUAAUUUUAUGCUGUCUAGUUGCGAAACUUGACUUCAAAUUUGGAUUGGAGAUGAGUAGCUAUAACUCAUUUACAUCUUUCUU